This is a messenger RNA of Neomonachus schauinslandi (Hawaiian monk seal), 1107 nucleotides long. It is a transcript of the gene SFTPB, whose product is annotated as surfactant protein B. Lineage: Eukaryota; Metazoa; Chordata; Mammalia; Carnivora; Phocidae. The coding region runs from base 1 to 1107 and encodes 368 amino acids. Gene Ontology annotation, biological process: sphingolipid metabolic process. The record is from RefSeq and is a predicted model, not a curated record. The transcript is spliced from 10 exons. Gene Ontology annotation, cellular component: lysosome.
AUGGCCAAGUCCCAGCAGCUGCUGUGGCUACUGCUGCUGUCCACGCUGUGCGGCGCAGGCGCAGCUGACUGGACCGCCUCGUCCCUGGCUUGUGCCUGGGGCCCCGAGUACUGGUGCCAAAGCCUGGAGCAAGCACUGCAGUGCAGAGCCCUAGGGCACUGCCUACAGGAAGUCUGGGGCCACGCAAAAGCUGAUGACCUGUGCCAGGAAUGUGAGGACAUCGUCCGCAGUCUCACCAAGAUGAUCAAGGAGGCCAUUUUCCAGGACAUGAUGCGGAAGUUCCUGGAGCAAGACUGUGACGUUCUGCCCUUCAAGCUUCUCGUGCCCCAGUGCCAUCACCUGCUUGACACCUACUUCCCAGUGGUCGUCAACUACUUCCAGAGCCAGAUCAACCCGAAGGUCAUCUGCAAGUACCUGGGCCUGUGCAAACCUGGGCGUCCAGGGCCAGGGCAGGAGUCAGGGCUGUCAGACCUGCUGCCGGAGAAGCUGAUCCUCCCCGGGCUGCCAGGAACCCUCCAGGUGAGGGCUGGGCCUCACACCCAGGAUCUCUCUGAGCCUCGGCUGCCCAUCCCCCUCCCCUACUGCUGGCUCUGCAGGACUCUGAUCAAGCAGAUCCAAGUUGUGAUUCCCAAGGGUGUGCUGGCCACGGCUAUGGGCCAGGUGUGCCAUGUCGUACCCCUGGUGGUGGGUGGCAUCUGCCAGUGUCUGGCCGAACGUUACACCGUCCUGCUGCUGGACGCGCUGCUGGGCCGCGUGCUGCCCCAGAUGGUGUGCGGCCUGGUCCUCCGGUGCUCCAACGGCGCUGGCCCCGCUCUGGAGUCCCUGCCCGGAGAAUGGUUACCUCAAGAGUCCGAGUGCCACGUCUGCAUGUUCGUGACCACGCAGGCCGGGAACAGCAGCGAGGAGGCCAUGCCACAGGCAAUACCCCAGGCCUGCCUCAGCUCCUGGCUGGACAGGCAAAAGUGCGAGCAGUUUGUGGAGAGGCACACACCCCAGCUGCACACCCUCAUGGCCGGGGGCCGGGAUGCCCACACCACCUGCCAGGCCCUGGGCGCGUGUAAGACCACGUUCAGUCCUCUCCAGUGUAUGCACAUUCCUCAGUUCUGA